Ruditapes philippinarum (Manila clam) is the source of this 446-nucleotide messenger RNA. RefSeq names its product MAM domain-containing glycosylphosphatidylinositol anchor protein 1-like. The transcript has 2 exons. Bases 69 to 350 code for a protein of 93 amino acids. The record is from RefSeq and is a predicted model, not a curated record. Gene Ontology annotation, cellular component: membrane. Lineage: Eukaryota; Metazoa; Mollusca; Bivalvia; Venerida; Veneridae.
UAUGACUGAAAUACUGUUGGAAAAAGGCGUAAAAUGAAACAAACAAACAAACAAAACCGGUGUGGAGUAUGAGCGGUGAUCAGGGAAGCAUUUGGAAACAGGCAACGGUCAAUAUUAAAAACACACCAGAGAGUUUCCAUAUAUUAGUAGCAGCUGAUGUAGGGAGCAGUUACCUUGGUGAUAUAGCUGUAGAUGACUUCAAACUUGAUCAGACACCUUGUAGUCUAGGUAAGUAUUUAUACUGCAAGUUUGAGAUACAAGUAAUUUUUGAAAAUAAAAUAUCUCAAAAUAGUGAGGUACAAGAUACUGUGAAAGUAACAUAUCUCAAAAGAGUGAGAUACAAGAAAUAACAGUAAAAAUAUAUCUCAAAACCUUUUGUUUCAGUGUGCAUGUUCUUUUUGUGCUUAAUAUCCUCUAUAUUAUAGGAAUUUGUUUGAAUGUAGAAU